This is a messenger RNA of Cooperia oncophora, 264 nucleotides long. NCBI's taxonomy places the organism in Eukaryota, Metazoa, Nematoda, Chromadorea, Rhabditida, Trichostrongylidae. The record is from the annotation of a GenBank genome assembly.
AUGCGUGUACCACUUGUGCACUACAGAGCAUGGCAAGCGGAUAUCCCUGUACCAGAUCUCGGAGAAUUCAGGCAAAAUGUGAAGGAAAUUGAAGCAAAGCUGGGAAGGAAAGGCUGCACAAUAUUAGUCUGCCCUAGUGGAGCCACAAGAUGUGGCACGUACGCAGCCGUUGAUGUUAUUCUCAGCAGGAUAUCGACAGAGAGAAGGGUAUUUCUUUUCUCACUAGCUAACUAUUUUUUAGGCAUACUUCCAGUCCAAGGUUGA